ACAAACAAUUUAUAAUUCAUCCAUGGUCAAAAUCCACUAAAGACACUUGAGAUCUACACACAAUAACACAGUGAAAACAUCUGGGUCACUGAAUACACAACAAUACAUUUAAAGUGUGCCAUGUUUGAAUUGUGACGCACACUUCCUGUAAGUUACUACUCUCUUUUUUCCUAUCGAGCUGACCAAUCAGGGGGCUUGUAGCGAUGACGACGAUGUCCCGCGACGGACAGAACUGACCAAUGGCAGGAGAGUUCCUCCGCUCGCUCGACCAAUAGGAAGAGAGGAGGUCUAUUUGAACGGUGAAAAGCGCGCUCGCCAACAUUCGAGAGGGAAACAAAGAAGGAGUCAACAUCUCGCUGCUGUUGGACGCGAAAACAACUGGAAUACGUUUACUUUUCCCAUCAGGAUAUUUUGGCAAUCACAAGGUUUUCCCCGUCAUGUCUCACAAACAGAUCUACUACUCUGAUAAAUACGACGAUGAAAAGUACGAGUACAGGCAUGUAAUGCUACCCAAAGAGAUCGCAAAGCGUGUACCCAAGACCCAUUUGAUGUCGGAGACCGAGUGGAGGAACCUGGGGGUCCAACAGAGCCAAGGAUGGGUGCAUUACAUGAUCCACCAGCCAGAGCCACACAUCUUGCUGUUCCGGCGCCCUCCCCAGCCAAAAGUCAUAAGGGGGAGAUUCUCUGGGUCCUUGGAAGAUCAGUCCUACUUAUGUGCCACAGAUCAACUCAUCAAAAUAGUGAUCAUGCUGUCAGAUUACCAAGCUCUUGUGUGGUAGGUGACUUACUUGGGCUGACCGCGUUGGACCUGGAGGAGGACUAUCGCAUUUAUGAACAGUGGUUGUGGAAUGGAGUAUGCGUUGAAGGAAAAGGGGAGGGGGAAAAAAAAAAAAAAAUCACCCUACUCUUUGGGGGAAAAGACUUCUUCAUGUGUUAACGACACGCCGUCUGCCAGAAACCUUCAAAUCAGCUCACACUGUCUUUUUGACUUAACCUAUCUGUCCAACUUGCUGAACCUGCUUGGAUAUUCCAGCUUUUUAGAACAACUGUUAUAAGAUGUGGGAAGUGAAACGUGUUAAAACAUUUGAGUAAUUCUAACAAAGUACAUUCUGGGUUUGCGUCAGAACACAAGCCAAAUGGAAUAGUUGGAUCCUACAUUUAAGUUUGACUCUGAAACAUCAAAUUGCGGUUUUAAGUGACAUGUUGCUGCUUGGUUUAAAUGACACUGUAAAUUGGCAUUUAACAAUUUUUGUCAUGUGCAUGGAAAGCCGCGUCCAUAAGAGUCACGUAGAUACUGGUUUUGAUCCCUUUUCCAUAAGAGCAUAUUAUAUUAGCUUUGGCCUACUUUAAAACAAUCUUUCUGAUGGGUCUGGUUGUACCAGUGCGCUGCUCAGUAUUUAUGAAUGUGUUGCCCUUUAUGAAAUAAAUGUAAACUUUUAAAUCUUAUUAGUGUGGACUUGUGUUUUGGCAGUAUUUGAGUUUAACAACUACUGUACGAUUACACAGAACCACUUGACACAUGAAAUUGCAUGUGGUGGAACAAAAGGCAGUUGACAGCUUUGAUGGCAGACACUACCCUAAAAUGCUCUUAUAGAAUAAAUCUGGAUCAUUGAGAUGUUGGAAGGCCAAUUGUGUUUAUGUUGGUUUUUGGUAUUAAAUAAUCUUGCAUUAAGGCACUUGUUUUCAUUGUCAAACUUGUUCUGAACACGCACUCUGACAUUUGUUUGCCUUCUGUCCUUUUUUUUACAACCACAUACUGAGCUGCUCUGCUGUCACUGAGGCAAACAUUUAGCCUUGAAUUGUUCUGUGAACUUGUGCCUUUUUGUAGGUAUUACACAUGUAGGUAUAGAGCUGUUCUACCUUUCAGAAUUAUUAAAAAAAAUCAAUGUGG
Messenger RNA from Morone saxatilis (striped sea-bass), 1891 nucleotides. It is a transcript of the gene cks1b, whose product is annotated as CDC28 protein kinase regulatory subunit 1B. Gene Ontology annotation, biological process: regulation of mitotic cell cycle. Gene Ontology annotation, cellular component: SCF ubiquitin ligase complex; cyclin-dependent protein kinase holoenzyme complex. Gene Ontology annotation, molecular function: cyclin-dependent protein serine/threonine kinase activator activity; ubiquitin binding; protein kinase binding. The record is from RefSeq and is a predicted model, not a curated record. Lineage: Eukaryota; Metazoa; Chordata; Actinopteri; Moronidae.